CACAUGACGCGCAGCGUCAUCUCGUCAGCUCUUGCUGUUCCGCAUCUGUCUCUGGUUGCUAGUUUAGCUAACGUUAACUUUAGCCAUGUUUUCUUCAGUUUUAUUUAUUUGACAUUUCAUGUAGCAGCCGGUCGUCUUGUGUGACAGUCGGACGGACUACUGUGUUACAUGGUGGUUCUUCUGACUGCCGAGCAGUGUCACUUUCCAUUCAGUAACAAGCCGAAGACGCAAGCUAGCCUCUCAUAGCUAGCUAACAGCUGCUUAGCUUCCAGGAGAAUAACGUAGCUGUAAGGCAACCAACCAGGCACAAAGCGUCUAUGAGCUACGACUGGCCCCGAUCAGAGGAUGUAUCCGCCUUCCAGAAAGGACUUCAUCUCUCUGACGCUCAAUGAUCCGCACAGUCACACUUACAACAACGGCAAACACCGGAGACAGUCCUGCUGGAGGAAAUGGAAGCAGCUGUCUCGGCUCCAGCGAAGCCUCAUCCUGUUCCUGCUGGCUCUGCUGCUCAUAUUUGGACUGCUCUCCUAUCCCAGCAUGACAGAACAGUGGAGAGGGUUUUCUGACCGGGAGGACUGGCUGGAGCUGAAUGACAGAGAGGUGAAGGAUAUUCCUCCCGAGGUGAAGUCUGUAUUGUAUCAAGCUGAAGCCAAAGCUCCUCCUCCUGUGGCAGGGCCACAUAUGGGGCCAGCUGUGGAUCCAGAUGCGGGUGCAGAUGCUGUGGUGGGGCCCAGAGCACCAAAUGUCCCCAUUUUGGCUAAACCUCCCAUUAAGAAUAAGACAUUCCCAAACAAGAGAGGUCCACCGAGCCUGCCGAAAGAUGGAAAUAUUUCAGACACAGUCGGUAGGAAAAAGCAAGUGCAAGAGGUGGUUCAAGAUGAAGAAGGAGAAGAGGUGGACAAAGAAAAGAAGAUUGUCAGCUGGAGAGGAGCACUGAUCGAAGCUGACCAGGCCACAGAGCCUCCACCCUCGACCAAUGAGAAAGAAGCUGCGGCGCCCCCAGCCCCAGCCAACCCAGGUGACCCUGUCCCACCAGAAGUUUCAACAGGAGCUGUGGACCGGCUGGAGGCGGUGCGUGAUGCCUUCAGACAUGCGUGGAAAGGCUAUAAGGAGUACGCCUGGGGUCACGAUGAGCUCAAGCCCAUAUCCAGGUCUUUUGGCGAGUGGUUCGGACUGGGUUUGACUCUCAUUGAUUCUUUGGACACCAUGUGGAUUUUGGGCCUAAAAGAAGAGUUUGCAGAAGCAAAGGAUUGGGUAGAGAAAGAGCUCUCCUUUGACAAGAACGUGGACGUGAAUCUUUUUGAGACAACCAUCCGUAUCCUUGGAGGCCUGCUGAGUACCUACCAUCUAACAGGAGACCAACUCUUCCUAGAGAAAGCUAAAGAUCUCGGGUCCAGGUUAAUGCCUGCCUUCAAAACUCCCUCAAAGAUCCCGUUCUCAGACGUUAACAUCGGGAAGGGAAUAGCCCACCCCCCCCGAUGGACGUCAGACAGCACGCUGGCCGAGGUCACGAGCAUUCAGCUGGAAUUCAGAGAGCUGAGCCGCCUCACCCAGGAGCCCCAGUACCAGGAGGCUGUGAAUGAGGUAAUGAGGCUGGUCCACAAGCUGCCAGGCAAACGGGACGGCCUGGUGCCCAUGUUCAUCAACACCAACAGCGGCCAGUUCACGCACAAAGGAGUCUUCACACUUGGUGCCAGGGCGGACAGCUACUACGAAUACCUGCUCAAACAGUGGAUCCAGGGAGGCAAGGCGGAAGACGACCUGUUGGAGGACUACCUUCAAGCUGUGGAAGGAGUGAAAAAACACCUUGUGAGACAGACGGGACCCAGUAGAUUGACCUUUGUUGGAGAGUUGUCCCACAGCCGCUUCAACCCUAAAAUGGACCACCUUGUGUGCUUCCUGCCAGGAACCUUGGCGCUGGGGGCCCACAACGGCCUCCCGGGGGACCACAUGGAUCUGGCUGUGCAGCUGAUGGAGACGUGUCACCAGAUGUACCAACAGAUGGAGACUGGGCUGAGCCCAGAGAUCGUCCACUUCAGCAUGCAGGCCAGUGAUGGGCCCAACCUUAUUGUCAAGCCUGCAGACAGACACAACCUGCUGAGACCAGAGACGGUAGAAAGUCUGUUCUACAUGUACAGAUUCACUAAGGACCCCAAGUACAGAGACUGGGGAUGGGACAUACUGCUUAGCUUCAAUAACUACACUAAGGUCCCCGGCGGUGGCUACACGUCCAUUAACAACGUCCGCGACCCCGUAAACCCCGGGCCCCGGGACAAGAUGGAGAGUUUCUUCCUGGGUGAGACGCUAAAGUACUUGUAUCUGCUCUUCUCUGACGACACGGAGCUGCUCAGUCUAGACAAGUAUAUCUUUAACACCGAGGCCCACGCUCUCCCCAUAUGGCCCUCCCCACCCAAGUGAUGUCACCAUACAGGAGAAGUCUGUAAAGAUCAGGCCUGGUGGCUCCUGUAUGAGUCAAACACUGUUGUUGCCGCUCAGUCAGGCAAUUCCCUUAAGCAACCGUCCAGGCUGGACUGCUGCAAAGCAGACCUGUGCCGUCCACCUGUACUUUGAUACAUUUCCAUGUGGAAGAGUUUAUUUUUCUUUUUUUUUUCUUCAUUUUUCCUAAGGAAAAGGUUUGUAUUAGAGCUGGUCUCUAAUGUAAAACACUUAUUUUAUUUAUUUUUUUAAAUUAGCUCUGACUAGCUGGCUCCAACAGGAGACAAGAAGGGAAAUGGUGGGAGUACUUUAUUACUUUGGCGACUGGGAUAGUUCUUGUAUGUACGUAUGGGGUCACAACAAUCAUGUCAUGCCUGAGUUUUUUUUAUUUAUUUUUUUCCUUUGUCAGGUGCACAUCCUCACUAGUCCUACAUAGUCAGGUGUCAUGGCUGUGAAGGAGUCUACAAAUGAAUUGUGUUAAACAGAUUGCUCUAGUGGAGGAGUCCCAUAUUAUUUGUAAAAGUCUUUACUCUGGCAACUCCCAGUGCACUUGCUCAUGUACAAAAAUGGUAUACAAGGAGUUAAGAGGAGUUGUGCUUUUUUAUUUUUAUUUUUUUAUCCCUUUUGUGAUGUCCAUCCCCUGUAUUGUCCCAUCCUAAGUGUUUAGGAAUCAGUGGGCAGCUACAGUGCAGUGUCCAGGGACCACUUUCACUUCUGAGACCUGUGCCUUGCUGAGCAAAUGCAGCGUUUUCCUAAUACCUACUGUGUAUGUCUUUAAUUAAAUAAAGACCUUAGUAAAGUAUUAGGGCGGUUAUGGCUAGUAAGAUUGCCAUAACCCAGGAGUUACACACAAAUCAAAUUAUUUAAAACCUUAUUGGUGAUGUAUAAUGCAUCUGAGCCUGGCUCACCAUAUCAAAGCACUUUUUUUGGAGCUUUCAACUACACUGACUAUAAUGGUUAUUGUCACCAAGAUGGGACAGUUGAAGAACUGUAAAGGCCCCAAAAUGCAUUGCAACGUGUAUUACUCAUUGGGCACUACUUUAGCAGUGAUUCUGCAGAUACUGAGGGGUUAAAUGUUAAAUAUGGUGAAGCUCACUGCACAGUCACACCUCUUUUUGUUUUUAAGGGACGUUUGGCUCUUGUUGUUUACUGAUCUUUUCAUUUCGGGUGGCAGUGAGAGGGUAGUCUAUGGGUAGUCAUGUUUAUAAGACCUAACAGUUUGAAAGUGAAAGUAUAUAGAGGUCUUUUUGAAUGAAUCAGGGCUGUACACCUAAUGCCAUCUUGCUUUUAUUAAUGAAUGUCUACUUUUAUUUUGUUAUUUCUUUCAGUUUUACAUUUGGUCAUAGAGGAGCCCUUGUUAGUAGGUGUGUUUAUAUACACUCUCCCAGUUUUGAGUCUAAUCCUGGUUUUGAUUAAAUAUGGGAUUGUAUUCACAAUUGUUUCACAUUAUAUGAAGGGGAAUUAAUUAGGGUUUCCGUGCAGUCUUAAAUUUGCAGUUGCUGUGAAGUUAGAUGAAGAAAACCCAACUCAGUACAUUACCAUUUCCUGUGUCAGGGACAUUAUGCAUGCAGCCGUUCAUUCACCCUCUUUUCACAGACGACUUGUUUAAGAAAUUGAGUUUGUUGAAUAGUUUUCUUCAUACUUGAAGGAGUUUGAUUAAUGCCCUGUAGCAAUCCCACUGACUUCCUCUCAAAUGUGACGUAGAGCAGUGUGGGAGGAGCGCUUGUUUUCUGUACGGUAACUGGGACAAAUCCAUUUGAAGGACACAUCCGGUGUGCUGUAGGAGCGGCGUUGAAGAUGGCUGAACCCACACUCUGUUAUUUCAUGACUUUCAAUUCUUCAGUCCGAAAAGGAUCCACGUCUUGGAUAAUUCUUUUCCGCGGCUUGAAACGGGCUGUCAUAUUCCCGCUUUGACCAUCUCCUUUUGUUAAUGAACUUCAGACUAACAGAGAGCCAUAUACUGACCACUGUCAUUGAAUGUGCAUUACAUUUCCCAAUGCUCUGCUGUGCCUAUUGAAAUGUAUAUUGUGCUACGGUGGUUUGGUUCUGUUUCUUUAUUGCUGCUGUAUCAGUGGUGUUUAUUUGUGAAGUGCUAUGAGGGAACGUUUGGUUGAUGGCUUGUAUUUUUACUCUGGAUGAGUGGGUGAGAAAACAACAUGGGUGUAAAUAUUUUGUGUAAAUUGUUUCUUACCUGUGUACUGAAUCCAACCUGUGCAUCCACUGAUUUAUCGAGCCCUUUCUGGACUCAGCAUUCUGUGUCAUCAUGUCAAAACAUUUCUGUUUUUAAGUAGGUCAUUUUUUUUGUGUCUACUUAACGCAAUCCAUCCAAAAAUCAAUGCCAGUUAAACAUUCAUGGAGACUAAUGUCUGAUAAGGAGUACUUUUCAGAGGUUUUUGCUUUCUCUUUGGCGCAGGGGGGAAAUGAAAUAUCCUUAAUAUAUUAAGAAACAUAUAUAUUUUUUAAAAAGGCUUACCUAAUGUGAGAGAACAUUAGUACUACAACUUGAAAUUCAUGGAAAUGAUCAUGGUUAAAUAAAUUAGAAUUUAUGUUGCAUAUAAAAUAAUUAAAUGAGAGCUGUAUGACUUAUUUUUAUUUUCUAUUAACCUUGAGUGUUAAUGCGGCCACAGUCAAACCAGACUUUAAAUGUAAAGGAAGAAAACUGUCAUGAGGUCCUUUCGUCAUCCACGCAUAUCGUUUGUGUGACUUUACAGAAAAACAACUGUGGGUACUUUUUCAAAUAUUAUGUUGCCAUGUAAAAUUGCCAGCGUGUUUACUGAGUGAAGUCCAUGCCUGAAAGCGGCUACGGUCGCUUUGUUGGAAACGCAAAAACUAAAACCAUCACCAGGUCACACACGUGGGUGAAGAAGCCAAACUGAAUCUCUCAGUGGAAAUCCGCCAUACCUCUUAACCAAAUUUGAAUUUGGUUUGAUAAGUGUAAUGUUCUCAAAAUAAUGUAUACAUACGUAACUAAAUCUGCCUUCCGCACUUGAAAGGAUAGAGCUGGCGUUAUUCUAGAUUUUCUUACUGUCGACAAAGACCAAAACCAACUUCAUGUCAGACUCAAUACUUUGACUUCCUCAGCCCCAAGAUGUAAAUCUUCAAAAAUGUAAAAUAAAAGUUUAGUUCAUUUUUAAAAGGUAGUAAUUUCCUAAAACAGCUGGGCACUUUAGUUUUUAUCAGAUGUUACUUAAACAGGGAGACAUAGCAAAUUUGUUAGGGACUAUUUUCAGUGGUGGAUUAACACAAAUGUUCUCUAGUUAGAGUGUGUGUGUGUGUGUGUGUGUGUGUGUGU
Messenger RNA from Perca flavescens (yellow perch), 5728 nucleotides. It is a transcript of the gene man1b1a, whose product is annotated as mannosidase, alpha, class 1B, member 1a. NCBI's taxonomy places the organism in Eukaryota, Metazoa, Chordata, Actinopteri, Perciformes, Percidae. Gene Ontology annotation, molecular function: calcium ion binding; mannosyl-oligosaccharide 1,2-alpha-mannosidase activity. Gene Ontology annotation, biological process: mannose trimming involved in glycoprotein ERAD pathway; carbohydrate metabolic process. The record is from RefSeq and is a predicted model, not a curated record. The coding region runs from base 346 to 2418 and encodes 690 amino acids. Gene Ontology annotation, cellular component: membrane; endoplasmic reticulum. The transcript has 14 exons.